Diaporthe amygdali is the source of this 477-nucleotide messenger RNA. RefSeq lists its product as uncharacterized. The record is from RefSeq and is a predicted model, not a curated record. Bases 1 to 477 code for a protein of 158 amino acids. Lineage: Eukaryota; Fungi; Ascomycota; Sordariomycetes; Diaporthales; Diaporthaceae. The transcript has 3 exons.
AUGGCAAUAUUUACUUCCGAUGAAGGCGAAGGCGGUACGACUGCUGAACGUGUUGCAGUUGUUGGCAUCAUCUGCUUCUCGUUCUCGUGGAUUCCGGUCUUCAUCAUCUGGAAACUCAUUUCGAUCCACCGGAGACGCAACAGAAGCCUUGAUCAGGAGAUAGAGGCCGGCAAUAUGCCUUUCCAGACAAAUCCGUCAAAGCCCACCAGGGGCUCCUGGCGGCCUCCUCGGCCGGAUCCACACAGCAUAGAAAUGACCAAAUUCCCACAGGAACCGCUUUCAACUGUUUCGAGAAGUGAUAGUCUUCAAAAGGAGUACCAUGGGAAGCGAAGGCCAAUGCCAACUCAAACCACCGAUCCCAGGAUAAGAAAGCUUCCCGAUAUUGACGAUGCUGCAAUUGAGGAGCAAGCAAACAAGGCCCUGCGCAGGAUCGAGGUCACCCAGAUAACAAGAAUGGACUCGGGAAACGCAAAAUGA